AUGGGGAACGCUUGUUGUGGUUCAAAGCCACCCGUGGAGGUCCCGGAUGACGGCGAAGCUGAGCGGAAGUUGCGAGAAGAGCAAGAGUGGCUAGAAUUCCAAAAGCGGAAGGAGAGCAUGGAACUCAAAAAAUCACAAGCGGCAGAGGCCCAGAAAGCUCUCCAACAAGAUAUCGAUCAAUUAAAGGAUCAAAUCGCGGAUCGAGAAGCCGACAAGAACUACGAACGAAUACCUUCUCAUGAGCCAGUUCCUUCCACUAGCUAG
Molecule: messenger RNA, 264 nt
Organism: Gregarina niphandrodes
Lineage: Eukaryota; Apicomplexa; Conoidasida; Eugregarinorida; Gregarinidae
Exons: 1
Coding region: 1-264 (87 amino acids)
Source: RefSeq, a predicted model, not a curated record